This is a messenger RNA of Rhodotorula graminis WP1, 659 nucleotides long. RefSeq lists its product as uncharacterized. The record is from RefSeq and is a predicted model, not a curated record. Lineage: Eukaryota; Fungi; Basidiomycota; Microbotryomycetes; Sporidiobolales; Sporidiobolaceae. Bases 61 to 576 code for a protein of 171 amino acids. The transcript has 4 exons. Gene Ontology annotation, molecular function: carboxy-lyase activity.
CUACCGCUCGCAUCCGGUUCAACGAGACGUUCGCCCCGCCAACACCGUCGCCGCACCGCCAUGUCCAACCCUCCCACCUCGGCUCACGACGAAUCGAGCCCGGCGCCGCCUCACUUUGAAGAGGAGCUGCUCGACAAGCACUUCGAGUACACCUACAGUUCAGGCUGGACGUAUCAAUUCUGGGUGAAGAACCACCAGCGUAUCGUCUACGGCAUCAGCGGUGGCCCUAUGAGCGGGCGCAACAACUUCCAGACCGCUCACUAUCAGCGAGUGCGGCCAAACUUGUGGCAGAUCAGCUGGCUCGAGGAGACGAACACGGUCGUGAGCAUGGUGCUCGACAUUGACGAGAAGCGCAUCACGACGUUCAUGUCGUUCUCGCACGGUCACUGGGCGAGGAAUGACGAGGCCAAGGGGUACAAGCGCGACGAGGGCAAGUUGGACAAGUGGCGCGAGCUCUCUGUCGACACGCCGCAAGCGUGGGAGCGCACCCAGAUUCCCGAGCAGGCUCACAUCGACAAGAUUUACAACGGCCGCGGCGACCUCGAGGACAUCGACAUGAGCUGGCCGACGCUCUGAGCGUCGACGUUUGACAGCCGAGCGGCGGGUUGAAAUGUAGAUAGACGUCGUGCACGCACCGCGCGCGCCGCUUUCGAGCUGUC